Molecule: messenger RNA, 270 nt
Organism: Nakaseomyces glabratus
Lineage: Eukaryota; Fungi; Ascomycota; Saccharomycetes; Saccharomycetales; Saccharomycetaceae
Gene: MDM35
Product: Mdm35p
Biological process (GO): phospholipid translocation
Cellular component (GO): mitochondrial intermembrane space; cytosol; nucleus
Molecular function (GO): phosphatidic acid transfer activity
Source: RefSeq, a predicted model, not a curated record
AUGGGUAACGUGAUGUCGCAGAGUUUUGCACCUGAGUGCACUGAGUUGAAGAAGGAGUACGACAACUGUUUCAAUGAGUGGUACAUGGAGAAGUUUCUGAAGGGUAAGUCUAUCGAGAACGAGUGCACGAAGCAGUGGUAUGCGUACACCGAGUGUGUGAACGCUGCGCUGGUGAAGCAAGGCAUCAAGCCCGCGCUGGACGAGGCACGCAAGGAGGCACCUUUCGAGCAAGGCGGGAAACUCGCCGGAGCAGACGACGACAAGAUAUAA